Messenger RNA from Magnolia sinica, 5453 nucleotides. Its product is annotated as sister chromatid cohesion protein PDS5 homolog A. Gene Ontology annotation, biological process: DNA repair; mitotic sister chromatid cohesion. The record is from RefSeq and is a predicted model, not a curated record. Gene Ontology annotation, cellular component: chromatin; nucleus. Lineage: Eukaryota; Viridiplantae; Streptophyta; Magnoliopsida; Magnoliales; Magnoliaceae.
CUCCGGGAACGUCAUUUCAUUUGGACUUCAUUUACCUUCAUUUCGACUCUCAUUACACUCUCAUUUCGCACAUCCGAAAACCCGAACGAAAGCCCCUUCCCUCUCGUCUCCUCCCCAUUUCUAUCUCAAUCCCGAUCUGAUGAAGUUUUCUUGAGAGAGAAAGAGAGCGAGUCUCAGUGUUUCGGAAAAAAGCUCCAUUCUCUGCAACGGAAAUGGCGCAGAAGCUCCAUCAGCAGGUGAGAGAGCUCGGAUCGAAGCUCGAGAGCCCUCCCGCCUCGAAAGAUGCCCUAAUCAAGCUCUUGAAGCAAGUGGCAACUUGUCUUUCUGAGUUGGAUCAGUCUCCGUCACCACCAAUUAUAGAGUCAAUGCAGCCUUGUCUUAAUGCAAUUGCUAAGCCAGAGCUACUCAAACAUCAAGAUAGGGAUGUCAAAGUCCUGGUUGCAACCUGCAUUUGUGAGAUUACUCGUAUUACAGCACCUGAAGCUCCUUACAGUGAUGAUGUUCUAAGGGAUAUUUUUCAUUUAAUCGUAGGUACCUUUGGUGGAUUAGGCGAUAUAAAUGGUCCAUCAUUUGGAAGGAGGGUUGUCAUCUUGGAGACUCUUGCAAGAUAUAGAUCAUGUGUUGUUAUGUUGGAUCUGGAAUGUGAUGAUCUAGUCAAUGAAAUGUUCCAUACAUUUCUUACUGUUGCAAGUGAUGAUCAUCCAGAAAGUGUUCUUACAUCAAUGCAGACAAUCAUGGUCCUUCUUUUAGAUGAGAGUGAAGAUGUUCAGGACAACCUGUUACUUACCUUAUUAUCUGUUUUAGGCCGGGGGAAAAGUGAUGUUUCUAUGGCUGCACGGAGGCUUGCUAUGAAUGUUAUAGAACAUUGUGCAGGAAAACUUGAGCCUUGCAUAAAGCAGUUCCUUAUAUCAUCGAUGUCAGGCGAUCACAGCUCUCUGAAUAGUCGGCUUGAUUAUCAUGAGGUCAUAUUUAAUAUCUAUCAGUGUGCUCCCCAGAUCCUCCAUGGGAUCAUCCCAUACAUUACAGGAGAACUAUUGACAGAUCAGUUAGAUGUUCGUCUGAAAGCAGUGCAGUUGCUUGGUGACCUGUUUGCUUUACCCGACUGCAUUAUUGCAGAAACAUUUAAGCCACUUUUCUCUGAAUUUCUGAAGAGGUUGACUGACAGAGUAGUGGAAGUUCGUAUUUCUGUCAUUGAAAAUGUAAAGAAUUGUCUGCUCUCUAAUCCUUUGAGAGCUGAAGCCCCUGAGAUCAUGACUGCGCUUUGUGAUCGGCUGUUAGACUAUGACGAAAAUGUCCGGAAGCAGGUUGUUGCUGCAGUUUUUGAUGUGGCGUCUCAUUCGUUGAAAUCAGUUCCAGCUGAGACUGCUAGGCUUGUUGCAGAGCGCCUUAGAGACAAAUCUUUAAAUGUUAAAAGUUAUACAAUGGAGAGGCUAGCCGAACUGUACAGACUUUAUUCCUCAAAAUACUCUGAUGGUUUGAUUGGCGCUGAUGAAUUUGAGUGGAUGCCUGGGAGGAUAUUGAGGUGUCUUUAUGACCGGGAUUUCAGAUCUGAGAUGAUUGAAGGCAUCCUCUGUGGUUCUCUAUCCCCCAUUGAGUUCUCAGUCAAGGAUAAAGUGAAACAUUGGAUAACAGUUUUUUCAGUAUUCGAAAAAGUUGAUGUUAAGGCACUUGAGAAGCUUCUGGCACAGAAACAGAGGUUACAGCAAGAAAUGCAGAAGUAUCUGUCUCUUAGACAGACAUAUCGGGAUGGUGACACCCCUGAACUCCAAAAGAGAAUUUUGGUCUGUUUCCGGACCAUGUCUCGCUUGUUUGGUGAUCCUGUGAAGGCUGAGGAGGGUUUCCGCAUUCUCAAUCACCUGAAGGAUGCAAAUAUUUGGAAGAUUUUGACAAGUCUACUUGAUCCUAACACUAGCUUCCAGCAAGCGUAUACUUAUCGGGAUGACUUGCUUAAGAUACUAGGAGAGAAACACCCACUUUAUGAUUUUCUGGAUACACUCUCAAUGAAGUGUUCCUUUCUGCUUUUCAACAAGGAGUAUGUCAAAGAAAUUCUAUUGGAGGUUGCAACACAAAAAUCUGCAGGAAAUACAAAACUUACUCUGUCAUGCAUGAAUCUAUUAGUGAUUCUUUCAUCUUUCUCUCCAUUGUUUCUGACGGGGGCUGAAGAGGACCUCAUUCAACUUCUUAAAGAGGAGGAUGAAAUACUCAAAGAGGGCAUCGUGCAUGUCUUAGCAAAGGCUGGUGGAACCAUCCGGGAACAAUUUGCAAAGACCUCUAGUUCAGUAGACCUUCUAUUAGAAGGUCUAUGUUUAGAGGGUAACCGGAAGCAAGCCAAGUAUUCUGUGCAGGCCCUAGCAGCAAUUACGAAAGAUGAUGGGCUUAAAUCACUUUCUGUUCUAUACAAGAAGCUUGUGGAUAUACUGGAGACAAAGACACAUCUGCCUGCUGUACUGCAAUCUCUUGGAUGCAUAGCACAAACUGCAAUGCCUGUUUAUGAAACAAGAGAGGGGGAAAUUGUGGGUUUUAUAACGAACAAAAUAUUAGAGUGCGGCAGCGAAGUAGAGGAUAACACUAAAACCUCUUGGGAAGAACAAAGUGAACUUUGUUUAUUGAAGGUAUUUGGUAUUAAAACCUUGGUGAAAAGCUUUUUACCUCUUAAAGAUGCUCAUCUGCGGCCGGGGAUGGAAAACCUUUUGGAAAUCCUAAAAAACAUGCUCUCUUUUGGAGACAUUUCAAAGGAUGUAAAAUCAAGUACUGUAGACAAGGCCCAUCUAAGGCUUGCUUCAGCAAAAGCUGUCUUGCGCCUGUCAAAGUACUGGGAUCAAAGAAUACCGAUUGAUGUCUUUUAUUUGACUUUAAGAUUAUCACAGGAUGUCUACCCACAAGCUAGGAAGCUAUUCCUCAGCAAAGUACACCAAUAUAUAAAGGAAAGGCUUCUGGAUGCGAAGUAUGCUUGUGGCUUCUUAUUCAACAUAACUGGAUCCCAUCCACUUGAGUUUAAAGAGGACAAACAUAACUUAAUGGAGGUUGUUCAAAUGUGUUACCAACUGAAGGCACGACAACUUUCUAUGCAACGUGAUGUGAAAUUGUCCUCUUAUCCAGAAAUAUUUUCACAUUUGGUCCAUGCACUUGCACAUCAUCCUUCAUUUCCUAAUGUUGAUGAAUGCAAGGAGGUUCAAGCAUUUGAGUCAAUUUACCGGCAAUUGCAUUUGUUUCUUUCUAUGCUGAUGCACGGAUAUGAAGGUGGGCAAUCAGGCAUUACUCCUAACAAGGGAAAGGAAAGUCUUUCUACAAUACUGUCUAUCUUCCAAAGUAUCAAGUAUUCUGAAGAUGUAGUUGAUGGAAUGAAAUCUAAGAACUCACAUGCAAUAUGUGAUCUUGGGUUGGCAAUCACCAAGCGUUUACUUCGUAAUGAGGCAGACUUUAUGGAGUUAGCCACAUCAGUUCCGCUACCCCUAGUAUUGUACAAGCCACUCGAGAAGAAAGGUGACGACUCUGGGGCCAAUGAAGAGAAGUCAUGGUUGGCGGAUGACAAAGUCUUGACUCAUUUUGAAUCACUCAAGUUUGAAAACACAGAAACAGUUCAUACUGAUGUUGGCAAAGAUGAGAAGGGUUUAGAAGAUAGUGAUAUAGAGGGGGCAGAAUUACCUUUAGGGAAGAUGAUGAAACGUCUGAAAUCUCAGAGAACGAAGAAAAAGAAAGUAGUGAGAAAACAUUUAACUGUUGAGGGAAAUAAUGCAGAAAAUGAUGUUGAUAUUUUGGGAACUUCAAGGAAAAUAAAAUUAGAUAACCAGGAAAGAGCCACGAACUUGCAAUAUGGCAAGUUGGGCAAUGGUCACGAGCACUUUAUAACUCGAGAAACAGCUAAUCAAAAUGGCAAAAAGAAAUCUUCUGAAUCACGGAAAAAGAAAAAGAGAAAAACCAGUGAUGUAUUUUCUACACCAGUUCCAACACGCAAGAGAUCACCUUUUGGUAAGGACACUCGUAGGCAGUCUCGUUCGAGGAAUUCUGUUAAGGGCCUUGGCAAAGCUUCAAGAGCAAGUUCAAAUAGCAUUGGAAUUUCCUCCAUGCAAUCUCUCGAAAUGGACGAAGAGCUCCAGGAUUGGUCAGAAGUAAAAUUAUCCAAGGAGAAAAGCAAGGUAGAGCCCACAGAGUCGAACUUUUUGCUAUCACUAUCGCCAACAACUAAAAGCUCGUCAAGACAUAAAAAGAAAGGCAUUGUGCGACAUUUGAAUGACAUGGGUGAUUCAGAAACUCUUAGCCAUGAGCCAGAGGAGUCCUCUUUGCUGGCAGAAAAUGAUGAAAAGAACUCGGUUGGUAAUUUCAAGAGCCCCAUGGGUGCUAACAAAAAGCGUAAAAGACGAAGUAUUGCCAGAUUGGCAAAGUGUUCAACAAAGAGAUCUGAAAAACAUGACUCGGAAUUGGUUGGGUGCAGAGUUAAAGUUUGGUGGCCAAUGGAUAAACAGUUUUAUGAAGGUGUUGUGCAAUCUUAUAACCCAGGAAAGAAGAAACAUGUGAUACUAUAUGAUGAUGGAGAAGUGGAAGUUCUCCAGUUAGAUAAGGAGCAGUGGGAGGUUAUUAGUGAAGGUUCCGAGCCUAGCAAGCGACUUAAAUCAUCGAAUGUUUCCCCAUCCAAAGGAAUGUCAGCCAAGGAGGAAAAAAGUAGGAUACCUGGUGCCUCAAGACGAAAUAAGAAUCCUUAUAAGAAAUUCCGGAGGAAAACGACUAUAAAGAAAAAUCUAAAGAAUAGCCAUAGUGGAAUGUCAGAAAGCAACAUUGGUGCUAAUACUAGCAAUUACGCUGAAGGAAGAGCUACCCCUGAAUUAUCAGAUUCUCACCCCGACACUAGUCCUGAAGUCAAUGAAGUUAAUUCAGAUGAUUUUGCAAACGAACAAGCAUCACCUUUAGCAGCUGCGAAGGAGGAACGAGAAGCCCCAACAGGCCUAGAAGAAUCAGAUAGAGAAGAGAAAAUGGAUUCUUCCGACAGAGGAGCUGCAGGAGAUUCAGAUGAUGAACCCCUUAGUAUGUGGAAGGUACGAGGAGCAAAAGUAGCCUAGAGCUUGGAGACUGGCCUUCUCUUUGAAAACUCAAAUGUUGGAUUUGGCUUUGUUGCCAUUGUCCCAACCAUGGUCUGUGGAUCUGAGUCGCUGAAGGAAGACGGAUGUUUUGGUACCUACAAUAGAUGCUGCUAAUAAACUAUAGUAACACAAAUGCCGCGAUAAGGGCCAUGUAUAUGUAAUUUCCACGGUCAUUGUAUGUAGCAUGCGUUUGUAGCCAUCUUAUGUAGAGUAGUUUAACCACUCAUCUUGGAUAGGUCAUAGCCAAAAAAUUACACAUCCAACAAUCCUAACCAUCUGAUUUGUUCCUUCAAAUGGACCAUUGAAAGGAAUCAUCUUGUGUGCGAUUUCUGACUGUUCAAUUGGUAUGCCAACCCCUUGGAUGUUGCUUCCUCUGGA